GCUUAGGACGUGCCUAUGGCCUGUCCACGUCCGUCGCACACCACUGAGAGCUUUGUCCUCUGAACUUCUGACCAGUUCUAGCGACUAAAGCUGGCCUCCCAGAUGUGUGGAACUGUCCCAGAAGCUGUAGCUCUUCGCCACCAUCUUCACCUUUUUCCUUCUGAGAGAUCCUGAAAGCUUUGCCAUGGAAAAGUACCACGUGUUGGAGAUGAUUGGAGAAGGCUCUUUUGGGAGAGUGUACAAGGGUCGGAAAAAAUACAGUGCUCAGGUAGUGGCCCUGAAGUUCAUCCCAAAGCUGGGGCGCUCAGAGAAAGAGCUGAGGAAUCUGCAACGUGAGAUCGAAAUCAUGCGGGGUCUGCGGCAUCCCAACAUUGUGCAUAUGCUUGACAGCUUUGAGACUGAAAAAGAGGUGGUGGUGGUAACAGACUAUGCUGAGGGAGAGCUCUUUCAGAUCCUAGAAGAUGAUGGAAAACUUCCUGAAGACCAGGUUCAGGCUAUUGCUGCCCAGUUGGUGUCAGCCCUGUACUAUCUGCAUUCCCACCGCAUCCUACACCGAGACAUGAAGCCACAGAACAUCCUUCUUGCCAAGGAUGGUGGCAUCAAGCUCUGUGACUUUGGAUUUGCCCGGGCUAUGAGCACCAACACGAUGGUGCUGACGUCAAUCAAAGGCACACCACUGUAUAUGUCUCCAGAACUGGUGGAAGAGCGACCAUAUGACCACACAGCAGAUCUCUGGUCUGUGGGCUGCAUCCUGUAUGAGCUGGCUGUAGGCACCCCUCCCUUCUAUACCACAAGCAUCUUUCAGCUAGUCAGCCUCAUUCUUAAGGACCCUGUGCGCUGGCCUUCUACCAUCAGUCCCUGCUUCAAGAACUUUCUGCAGGGGCUACUCAUCAAGGACCCUCGUCAGCGUCUGUCCUGGCCAGACCUCUUACAUCACCCCUUUAUUGCUGGUCGUGUCACCAUAAUAACAGAGCCAGCAAGCUCAGAUUUGGGUACCCCAUUCACCUGUCACCCACCUCCAGAUCUUCAGGUCCUAAAGGAAGAACAGGCCCAUAGGCUGGCCCCCAAGGGUAAUCAGUCUCGCAUCUUGCACCAGGCCUAUAAACGCAUGGCUGAGGAGGCCAAGCAGAAGAAACACCAGAAUGCAGGACCUGCCCUUGCACCAGAGGACAGGACCAGCAAGGUGACUCCUGGCACAGCACCUCUGCCUGGACUAAAGGCCACGCCUCAGGAAUCAAGCCUCUUGGCUGGGAUCUUGGCCUCAGAAAUGAAAAGCAACUGGGCUGAGUGGGAGGCUGGAGAAACUCUCCCUGCAUCUCGGGAAAAGCCUAUUACACUGGAUUGUGAACAAGCAUUCCCAGAGUUGAAGCCAGAGAUUGUGUGCCAGCGGAGCAUUGAUGCAGUGGACCUAGAAAACGAGGAGCCAGACAGUGAUGAAGAAUGGCAACACUUUCUAGAGACCACUGAGCCUGUACCUAUUCAGCUAAAGGCCCCUCUCACCCUGCUGUGCAAUCCUGUCUUCUGCCAGCGCAUCCAGAGUCAGCUACAUGAGACUGGAGGGCAGAUACUGAAAGGCAUCCUAGAGGGUGCUUCCCACAUCCUCCCUGCACUCCGGGUCCUGAGCAAUCUUCUGGCCAGCUGCAGUAACUCUGUUCCCUUAUAUUCCUUCUGCCGGGAGGCAGGACUGCCUGGGCUGCUGCUCAACCUACUCAGGCAUAGCCAGGAGAGCAAAAGUAUCCAGCAGCAACCUUGGUAUGGGACCUUCUUAAAGGAUCUGAUGGCUGUGAUUCAGGCCUACUUUGCCUGCACCUUCAAUCUGGAGAGGAACCAGACAGGUGACAGCCUACAGGUGUUUCAGGAGGCUGCCAACCUCUUUCUGGACCUGCUGGGGAAACUGUUGACCCAACCAGAUGACACUGAGCAGACACUGCGAAGGGACAGCCUUAUGUGCUUUGCUGUUCUGUGUGAAGCCAUGGACGGGAACAGCCGAGCCAUCUCCAAAGCCUUUUACUCCAGCCUGUUGACCACACAGCGUGCUGUGUUGGAUGGUCUCCUUCAUGGCUUGACAGUUCCACAGCUCCCUUUCCACACACCCCCAGGAGCCCCACAAGUGAGCCAGCCACAACGGGAACAGAGUGAUGACCUGCCUACAGCCAUUUCCUGUGCCCUGGCAGCCAUGUGCACUGCCCCUGUGGGACUGCCUAGCUGUUGGGAUGCUAAGGAGCAGGUCUCUUGGCAUUUGGCAAAUCAGCUAACAGAGGACAACAGCCAACUGAGGCCGUCCCUAAUCUCUGGCCUGCGGCAUCCUAUCCUGUGCCUCCACCUUCUCAAGGUUCUCUACUCCUGCUGCCAUGUGAGUGAGCGUCUGUGCCAUAUUAUAGGACAAGAGCCCCUGGCCUUGGAGUCACUGUUGAUGUUGGUCCAGAGCAAGGCAAAAGUAGUGGAUUGGGAAGAAUCCACUGAAGUAGCACUACACCUUCUCUCCCUUCUUGUCUUUCGGUUCCAAGAUCUGCCUUUGGGAAUGGAGAAGCUAGGCAGUGAGGUUGCUACUCUCUUUACCCACUCACACGUCGUCUCUCUUGUGAAUGCAGCAGCUUGUCUCUUGGGACAACUUGGUCAGCAAGGGGUGACCUUUGACCUACAGCCCAAGGAAUGGAUUGCCGCAGCUGCACAUGCCCUGUCUGCCUCUGCAGAGAUCCGGCUGACUCCACCAGGUAGCUGUGGGUUCUAUGAUGGUGUCCUCAUCCUUCUGCUGCAGCUCCUUACCCAGCAGCGGAAGGCCAGCCUAAUCAGAGAUGUGGCUAGCUCAGAUGUGUGGACCAUUUUGUGGCACCGUUUCUCUAUGGCCCUGAAGCUACCUGAGAAGGCAUCUACACAGGAAGAGGGGAUGUCACUAUCUAGUUCACCCAACCCAGAGCCAGACUGGACACUAAUCUCACCCCAAGGCAUGGUGGCCCUGCUAAGCCUUGCCAUGGCUACCUUCACCCAGGAACCCCAGUUAUACCUGAGCUACCUGUCCCAGCGUGGAAGUAUCCUCAUGUCCAACCUGAAGCACCUGCUUUCCCCCAGCUUCCUGCAUCACCUGAGUCGGGCGCCUCACGGGCCUGAGUUUCUUCCUGUUGUGGUGCUCUCCGUGUGCCAGCUCCUCUGCUUCCCCUUUGCCCUGGAUGUGGAUGCUGACCUCCUUGUAGGUAUCUUGGCUGACCUCAGGGACUCAGAAGUUGCAGCCCACCUGCUUCAGGUCUGCUGCCACCAUCUUCCAUUGUCCCAAGUCGAGCUGCCCAUCAGCCUCCUCACCCGCCUGGCCCUCACGGAUCUCACUUCUCUCAACCAGUUUGUGAACACAGUGGCUUCCUCUCCUAGAAUCAUCAUCUCAUUCCUCUCUGUUGCUCUCUUGAGUGAUCAGCCACUAACAAUUUCUGACCUUCUCUCCCUGCUGGCCCACACAGCCCGGGUACUGUCUCCUAGCCAUUUGUCCUUUAUCCAAGAGCUCCUGGCUGGCUCUGAUGAAUCCUAUCGGCCCCUACGCAGCCUCUUGGGCCACCCAGAGAACUCUGUGCGGGCCCGUACUUACAGGCUCCUGGGACACUUGCUCCAAUACAGCAUGGCCCUGCGUGGGGCAUUACAAAGCCAGGCUGGACUGCUCAGCCUUCUGCUGUUGGGACUUGGAGACAAGGACCCUGCUGUGCGGCGCAGUGCCAGCUUUGCUGUGGGCAAUGCAGCUUACCAGGCUGGUCCUCUGGGACCUGCCCUGGCAUCUGCGGUGCCCAGUAUGGCCCAGCUCCUUGGAGAUUCUCAGGCUGGUAUCCGGCGCAAUGCUGCAUCAGCUCUUGGCAACUUGGGGCCUGAGGGAUUGGGAGAGGAACUAUUACAGUGCCAAGUACCCCAGCGGCUCCUAGAGAUGGCAUGUGGAGAUCCUCAGCCAAAUGUGAAGGAGGCUGCUCUCAUUGCCCUCCGGAGCCUCCGACAGGAGCCCUGUAUCCAUCAGGUGCUUGUGUCUUUGGGUGCCAGUGAGAAAUUAGCCUUGCUCUCUCUGGGGAAUCAAUUGCUGCCUCAUGGCAACCCCAGGCCUGCCUCUGCCAGACACUGCAGAAAACUCAUCCACCUCCUGAGGCCAACCCACAGCACGUGAUCCCGGAUUCCUGGGGUCCAUCCUCCAGCCUUCAUUGCCCUACUAUUGCCAAGUCCUCCUUAUUCUCCUGUACAAGCCACUAACUCAACUGAGAGCUGAAGAGUGAAAAAGAAUGAUAAGCUGCCAACUCACCUGAGAGCGAGAAACUAGAACAGAUUAAUGUAUAAAGCCCCUUUCUUCCCUCAGAUUCAGGAUGAUUUCAGCCAGUAAACUUCAUUGUUGUUGGUGCCAGAGAUUUCUUCGUUCUCUACAUCCUGGGGUCUUUCUCCAAUAAUGUGCCUUUAAGCGCAGGAAGGAACAUGUCUCUGGGACCUUAGGGAAACACCUCCAGCUGACAGAUCUCUUCUUUUCUGGUGUUCCUGUAAUCCUCCCAGUGGUUUUUGCCUUAAGAUACACUAGCCUCUGCCUCAGCAGUAGGCUAUGGGGAUAAAUGCCAUCACCUCAGUUGUUAAGAGGUUCCCCAGCCCUUAGCCCACAUUCUUUCCA
This is a messenger RNA of Castor canadensis (American beaver), 4618 nucleotides long. RefSeq names its product serine/threonine kinase 36 (gene Stk36). The record is from RefSeq and is a predicted model, not a curated record. Gene Ontology annotation, molecular function: ATP binding; protein kinase activity. Gene Ontology annotation, cellular component: cytoplasm. Gene Ontology annotation, biological process: smoothened signaling pathway; protein phosphorylation. NCBI's taxonomy places the organism in Eukaryota, Metazoa, Chordata, Mammalia, Rodentia, Castoridae.